Brassica napus (rape) is the source of this 4847-nucleotide messenger RNA. RefSeq lists its product as uncharacterized. The record is from RefSeq and is a predicted model, not a curated record. The transcript has 9 exons. NCBI's taxonomy places the organism in Eukaryota, Viridiplantae, Streptophyta, Magnoliopsida, Brassicales, Brassicaceae. Bases 373 to 4584 code for a protein of 1403 amino acids.
CGAGCCAUCAUCUAUCUGCUUUGGACCCGAGCCUGAAACUUUGCUUCCGAAUCCGAACCUCAGUGUUGCUCCUGCGCCCGCCGUUGAAAAAAUUUCGAUCACUUUAUCUCUCUCUCGAGCUCGGAAACCCUAACGCACUCUUUGAAAAAUCGAGGUUGGGAGAGGAAGAAAGGCUCUCCAUUUGCUGUAGAUACAAAGUGUGAAAUAUUUUGAAGGUAGAUCAUGAAUUCUCGAGGGGAUAGAGGCGUUGAACAUGUUCCUCUAUUUAAAUUCAAACUUUAAAAUCAAAGGAGACAACAAUCUUGAACUUUGUUCUGUUUUUUUCUAUUAGAGGUUCCAGAUAUUUAGAAUAAUUUCUUAGGAGCUAAAUCUAUGGAGAGGAUCCACAAUUUCUUUGGACAAGAAGGCCUAUCUCAAGACCAGCAUCAGUCUCAGGUGGUUGAUGGAAGCUGGUCCGGUUUCAGUAACGGUUUAGUUGGAAACCAGAGGCAUAUAGACCCAUCCAGUAUUGCUAGUCUGAAGAGUUAUAGCACACAACAACCUGUUGAUCCAGAGAGAUGGCAAUCUUCAAAUUCACACCAUGGUUUGAGUUUUACGCAGCAGCAGCAACCUUCUAUAAGGUCUGAGUACUCCAGAGGUCUGUUACAAGAUAAUCAGCAACUCACAAAUGGUUACAUGCAUGGGAUGGCAAUGCAGAAUGGGUCAAAUGUUUUGGGAGUGGGUGUAGAAUCUGGUAGAGAUAGCUUAUCAGCGAAAGGGUUUACUUCAGACAUUCAUAAAACUCCUAUGAGGUUUGAGAUGGGAGGAGAAUCUCCGGUUAAUUGUGACUUCUUUGGUGGUCAACAGCAAUUAAACAGCCAGCCGCCUGGCAUGCUCCAGCCGUUUCCAAGGCAGCAGAUGACUUUCAAUGAUAUGCAAGUGCUAAAGCAGCAAGUUAUGUUUAAGCAAAUGCAAGAGUAUCAACUUCAACAACAGCUUCAUAAGCGGGAAGCCAGGCAGCUCAGUUCUUUGAAUUCAAAUGCAGUAAAUGGAAAUCGCUCAAGUGAUAAUCAAUCACACCUUUUGAUUAAUGGCAUCCCUCUUCAGGAUGCGUCUAGUAAUGGUUGGCAGCCUGAUCUUGUGUCAGGAAAUACACACUGGAUGCACCCCGGCAUUUCACCAGUUUCAUCCAGUGGGCUUGGCGCUGAGCACGGACAGGCGAACUUACAGUUUGAACCUUCCUUGUACAGCAUGCCUCUUGGUGGGGCAAAUGCACCUCAAAAUUCCUUCUCUUCCGUUCAGAUGAGCAGGUUAUCUUCGGAGCAUGGUUCCGCUCUCACCAAUCAGCCUGAUAGUUUUAUGCUACCUAGAUCCACAUACCAGGCGAGAGCGAUGUUCUCAAAUACUUCAGCUCCAGGUUCAAAUGAUAGCCCAAAUUUUGAAUGUUUCCAGCAAGAUGAUCCACGCGAGAGAAACGUUUCAGCGCAGGAGAAACUCGAUCAGAUGAAGGGUUCUGGUCCACCAGAAAAAUCAUAUAUAAAAGCGCCUGGAAAUGUUUCUGGGUCACAGAAGUCGACAGCCUUAGAUCCAACAGAAGAAAAGAUUUUGUUUGGUUCGGAUGACAAUUUGUGGGAAGCAUUUGGAAACGACACUGAUAUGAGCUUGACAGGAAACCUGAUGUCCAGUAGUUCUGACCUUAAUGAUGCAUGCCCCUCUUUGAAAGGUGGGGGUUGGAGUGCUCUUAUGCUAUCUGCUGUAGCAGAAACAUCCAGUAAUGACGCAGGCUUUGGUAACAGGGUCCAGAAUCUUGGCGUCAAGGCUUCAAAUGCACUAAGUGAGAGACUCCAGAGUGAUUCGGGCUCUAUUCAAAGGAAUGAGGGUAUUGAAGAUAGAUUUGGUAUUUGGAAGGCUGCUUCUAAUCCAAACUUAGUUGCUCCUGCUGAACAGAAGAAUCACUUCACCCAAAAUCUACAAAUGAAGGCAAACUAUGGAUUUGGCAUUGCCACUGCGGAAAACAAGUCUACUGCUUCUAGGGAUGUCCAGGAAAACCAACAGCAUUUGGGUAAUAACUCUGUGGAGAAAGCUACCCCUCAAGUGAAUUAUAGAGAUGGCAGUCAGAUCAGUCUCAAAUUUCACUAUCACCCCAUGGGUAAUACUGGUGUCACUGAUGAGCCUUAUCGAGAAAAAGUUGCCCAUUUGCCACCCACACUGGAGCAGGUUUCUGCAGGAAAUCAAGGCUAUUUCGGGCAGCCAAAGUCUCUUAGUCAGCCACCUAUGAACAUGCAAAUUGACAGGGGACAUGGUUUACAAGGCAUAGGAUCAGAAAAUUCACCUACUACAUCUGCUUCAGCCGACAGAAGUGUUGAUAUGUGUAAUCAAGUGAAGAAUGCGUCAAGGCAGACUAUGCUUGAGCUUCUUCACAAGGUGGACCAGCCGGAGGAGCAUUCUGUGGAAACAAAUGUUUCCAAUAUUCCUGAAUCAACACCCUCUGCAGAAAAUGGUGGUCAAUCUCGUCAGAGACAGUCAUCUGCUUCUCAGGGGUUUAGUUUACAGCUGGCUCCGCCAUCUCAACCAGCUCCCUCACCUGAUAAUGUGCAGUUUUCUAUGAAUUCUUUGCAGCCAUUGAAUUCACUUCAUAUUGCCCCUGAAAAAGGACCAACAAGUCAAUCAAGGUUUGCUCCAUGGGCAUCUAAUCAAUCUUUUCCACAGCAUUCCACUUAUCAAGGAGAAAGCAACAACGCCUCUGGUUUCCCAUAUUCCAAAGGGUAUCGCCAAAAUCAACUGAUGCCUGUUGAUACUCGACAAUUAACUUCUAACCAUUUAGUCAGUUCAUCCUCUGAGUUGUCAACCCUUCAAGUGAAAGAAAGAGAUCAAAGCAGUGACUAUUCAGCACAAACACCUUCCCUGCUAAAUCCUACGACCCACAACAACAAAGGAGAUUCAGCUGAAGGGUUUCCUAUGCUGUCUGCUCCUCAGCCUCAGGUUAUAUUCAGUUCGCCUCAGCAGAGCUCCUCUUCUGGUAUGAGAUCUGACUCAGGAGCCGGUAUUUUAGCACCGCAACAUCGGUUUUGGAACCAGCCACCUAAGCCUCAGCUAGAUAUAUUACGGCCGCAUCCAGUUACCAAUAGCCACGUAGAAGACAUCUUCUCAAGGCAGGAGAAGAGAAAUCAAUUAUCCUCUCAAAAUGGAGGAGACAUGUCAUUAAGUGGGAGGGACAUGGUGAAUAUGCAUGAGUUGCAGGGUCAAGAUAUGGGUGCAAAACAAACAGCUGGUGUUGCUUCGAUGUUCUCCAGAAUGGUGCAGAGCAAUCAUCAAACCUUUGAUCGCUCUUUUCCUUCAAACAACCUUCCGAAAGAUAAUAUGCGUCACGAUGAGCUUAUGGCUGAAAAUGGGGAGGCUGACGCACCCAAGAUGACUGUGAAGAGAGGCGAGGAUAGUUCUGUUCAUCUUCAAAAGGUAGCUUCCAAAGAGGAGCAACAGUCACCUUUAAGAUCUGAUGGUUUACUGAGAGAUGGAUUGAAUCACAAGGAAUCAGCGAACCACUUGCUACCUUUCGGCCAAACUGUUUCUCAGAGUUUCUCCAAUAAGAAUCAUUCAGCCGCGGCUGGAACAGAUCAUCAACAACAAAUCAGUCCUCAGAUGGCUCCAUCCUGGUAUAAUCAAUACGGAACUUUCAAGAACGGACUGGUGCAACCCGUGAAUAAUACAGGGAGACUCACCUCCUUGAACAUAGAAGAAAAAUCUUCUAAUGUUGGGAGUUCAGCUGAUGGUUCACAUUCUGUUCAAUCUCCGAAGCAAUCUCGGAAGCAGUUUAAUACGCAGCAAAUGUCAGGCUCCGCACCAGGAGCGGAGAUUCCCUCAUCUGAGUCAUUGCCUCAUGGUGCAACUCAUACACUUCUGAAGGUUGAUAAACCAAAGAAGCGCAAAACUGCCACAUCAGAGCUUCUAUCUUGGAAAAAAGAAGUCAUGCAUGGUUCCCAGAGGCUUAAGACUCUCAGUGAGGCCGAGGUUGAUUGGGCCAGAGCAACUAAUCAAUUUGCUGAAAAGGUGGAAUUUGGGAAUUUACUUGAGGAUGGCCUACCAAUCAGAUCAAAGAGAAGGCUUAUAUAUUCAACACAACUCAUGCAACAACUAUUUCGCCCGCCUCCUGCUAGGGUAAUAUCUUUGAUUGCUAGCUCAAACUAUGAGUUUGUUGCAUAUACUGCUGCAAGAGGAGCACUAGGAGAUGCAUGUAGCUCCACUUUUACUGAUAGGAACGAAUGCCUUUUGCCCCAGAACAAAUCAAACCCGGUGUCUGAGAGAAGGAAAACUGAAACAAUCAGUGAGCAGUACAUCUCCAAAGCUGCUGAAGAUUUCAUUAGCAGGUCACAGAAACUAGAGACUAACUUUGCAGGACUACAGAACGGAAGUACAAUUGCAGACUUGAGCGUGGAACUCCAGGAUCUAGAGAAGUUUGCAGUGAUCAAUCGUUUUGCGAAGUUCCACCCAACAUCCUCAUCUACGGACCGGACAGUGAGUUCACUUAGGUUAAUCCCACAAAGAUAUGUUACUAUAGCUCCAAUGCCUCAGAAUAUUCCAGACAGGGUACAAUGUCUCUCCCUCUAACUAUUGAUGAAUCCGUUCAAUAUUAUUCUGUUUUUGGCCAGUAGUUCCCAUUCAUAUGUAUGUGUGUAUUUCUUGGGUGGGUAUGAGUUAGUAGUUGGUCAGGAUUCUGAGAACUGUGAAGGUCUCUAUUGUUAAGAAGCCGGAGCUUUCCUACUAGACAACAUGUAGCAUUAAUGUAUUCAUCUUCACGAAUAUUGUAAGCGAAAAUAAUCCCAUUUGUAUACUUAGUAAAGAGUAGUUGCUCAUAACAAAAGGUUACAACC